AUGGCGUACAUGGAGACUUCGGGUCUGUACGAGACGCUGAAGUCCGAGUGGAACAAGAAGAACCCGAACCUGAGCCUCUGCGGAGACCUGCUCGUCCAGCUGAAGGUUUUAUUGCUGAAGCUGAACUUUUUACCGACCAGUGGGUCUGCGCUCACCCAGCAGCAGCUCAUUCUAGCUCGGAAUGUCCUUGAAAUCGGAGCCUUGAGGAGCAUCCUGAAGAAGGACAUCCCGUCCUUCGAGAGAUACAUGGCCCAGCUCAAAUGUUACUACUUUGAUUACAAGAAUGAACUGCCUGAAUCUACCGACAUGCACCAGCUGCUUGGCCUGAACCUGCUCUUCCUGCUCUCACAGAACCGUUACCUGAUGGAGGGAAACUACAACAAGGUCUUUCUGGCCAAAGGCAACAUUCCUGCCAAGAGCUACACGUUUUUUAUAGAUAUUCUGCUUGACACAAUUCGUGAUGAGAUCGCAGGUUGCAUAGAGAAAGCAUACGAGCAGAUCCAGGUCGCUGAAGCCACUCGAGUGCUUUUCUUCAGUACCCCCAAAAAGAUGGCUGACUACGCCAGGAAGAGAGGAUGGAGUUUAAGCCCCGAUGGUUAUUACUCCUUCGCCAGUCAGCAGCAGCGGACGGAGGAGGUGACCAUCCCCUCCACCGAGCUGGCACAACAGGUCAUCGAAUAUGCACGACAGCUGGAAAUGAUUGUGUAAUCCGCCCCCAGGAACACACUCAUUUUUUGUCUAUUUUUUUUUUAUCUGCAAUAAAUAAUUUAGAGAGUAAA
Molecule: messenger RNA, 779 nt
Organism: Limanda limanda (common dab)
Lineage: Eukaryota; Metazoa; Chordata; Actinopteri; Pleuronectiformes; Pleuronectidae
Product: 26S proteasome non-ATPase regulatory subunit 8-like
Exons: 7
Coding region: 1-708 (235 amino acids)
Biological process (GO): proteasome-mediated ubiquitin-dependent protein catabolic process
Cellular component (GO): proteasome regulatory particle; nucleus; cytosol
Source: RefSeq, a predicted model, not a curated record